Molecule: messenger RNA, 1200 nt
Organism: Arachis duranensis
Lineage: Eukaryota; Viridiplantae; Streptophyta; Magnoliopsida; Fabales; Fabaceae
Product: xyloglucan endotransglucosylase/hydrolase 1
Exons: 4
Coding region: 40-933 (297 amino acids)
Biological process (GO): cell wall biogenesis; xyloglucan metabolic process
Cellular component (GO): apoplast; cell wall
Molecular function (GO): xyloglucan:xyloglucosyl transferase activity; hydrolase activity, hydrolyzing O-glycosyl compounds
Source: RefSeq, a predicted model, not a curated record
AGCCUUGAAGUGUCACAAGUUUGAAAAGAAAAAAAGAAAAUGGGUUCAAGGCGUGUAGGUGUAUUGACCCUAAGUCUUGUUAUUGUAGCGUCACUGGUGUCCGCUGCAAUGUGCGGCGUUCCCAGAAGACCCGUUGAUGUUCAAUUUGGCCGUAACUAUGUUCCCACUUGGGCCUUUGACCACAUCAAAUACUUCAAUGGCGGUUCUGAGAUUCAGCUUCAUCUUGAUAAAUAUACUGGCACUGGAUUCCAGUCCAAAGGUUCAUACUUGUUUGGUCACUUCAGCAUGUACAUCAAGAUGGUUCCUGGUGAUUCCGCUGGCACUGUAACCGCUUUCUAUUUGUCUUCACAAACUGCGGAGCAUGAUGAAAUAGACUUUGAGUUCUUGGGGAACAGAACAGGACAACCUUACAUAUUGCAAACCAAUGUGUUCACCGGAGGUAAAGGUGAUAGAGAACAGAGAAUCUAUCUCUGGUUUGAUCCCACCAAAGAAUACCACAGAUAUUCAGUUCUAUGGAACUUGUAUCAAGUUGUGUUCUUUGUGGAUGAUGUACCAAUUAGGGUGUUCAAGAACUGCAAGGACUUGGGUGUGAAAUUCCCAUUUGACCAACCAAUGAAAAUCUACAACAGCUUAUGGAACGCAGAUGAUUGGGCCACAAGGGGUGGUUUGGAGAAAACAGAUUGGUCGAAAGCACCAUUCAUAGCUUCCUACAAAGGCUUCCACAUUGAUGGUUGUGAAGCCUCCGUUGAAGCCAAGUUCUGUUCCACUCAAGGUAAGAGAUGGUGGGACCAACAAGAAUUCAGAGACCUUGAUGCUCUUCAAUGGAGGAGGCUUAGAUGGGUUCGCCAGAAGUUCACUAUUUACAACUAUUGCAAUGAUCGAAAGCGUUACCCUACUCUUCCUCCUGAAUGCUUUAGAGACCGUGACAUUUAAUUUAAGAAUAUAAUAUAACAUUAUAAGAUGUGUCAUUUCUUAUACUUUAUAUUAUAUUCUUAUUUUAUGCAUUAUUGCUUCUCUUAUUUGCUUUCCUAUUAUUGUAUUGGUUAUAUUUACCACUUACCUUACCACAUUAUUAUCAUCAUUUAUUGUUAUGAGAGCUAUGUAAUUAAGAAGUGGAGGUGCCUCUCUCUCUCUCUCUCCCACAUUCUGUAAUGUAUUUUACUUAUUUUUAUAUCACUAUAUAUUAUACUUCUACUUGUC